Staurois parvus is the source of this 300-nucleotide messenger RNA. Lineage: Eukaryota; Metazoa; Chordata; Amphibia; Anura; Ranidae. The record is from the annotation of a GenBank genome assembly.
AGGUGGCACUGACUGGCACUGAUGGGUGACACUGAAAGGCAGCUCAGAUGGGCACUGAUAUGUGGCAUGGAUGUGCACUGGUAGGCACUAAUAUGUGGCAUUGAUGUGGCACUCAUGGGCACUGGCACUGUUCAGCACUGACAGCUGGCACUGAUGGACACUGACAGGUGGCACUUCUGGGGCCACACUGAUCAUCAGGGCACACUGAUCAUCAGUGCCCUGAUGAUCAGUGUACAUGACAGCGUGACAGCUCGGACACAGCACACUGCUGAUCGCCACGUAUGCGCAGUGAGAAUGGAA